This is a messenger RNA of Homarus americanus (American lobster), 2297 nucleotides long. RefSeq names its product galactoside alpha-(1,2)-fucosyltransferase 2-like. Bases 326 to 1438 code for a protein of 370 amino acids. The transcript is spliced from 9 exons. NCBI's taxonomy places the organism in Eukaryota, Metazoa, Arthropoda, Malacostraca, Decapoda, Nephropidae. Gene Ontology annotation, biological process: carbohydrate metabolic process. The record is from RefSeq and is a predicted model, not a curated record. Gene Ontology annotation, cellular component: membrane. Gene Ontology annotation, molecular function: galactoside 2-alpha-L-fucosyltransferase activity.
AGACAGUACGCCCGUCACCAUCGCUAGAGUUGGCUCCCCCCCUUCGUAACCAGUCAGUCUCCCUGUGACAGCGAAUCCCGUUGGACAUUGCUUAUACCUGUAGUCGUCGUCAUUAGUGUCAUUCACACAAGUAUAAUCAACAAGAGUUAUGGGAUUACGUAUAUUAUAAGAUGAUACAUACCAGUGCUGGCAGUAAGAGAAGACCCAGGAUGUGACGUCUUAUUCCCACACCAAGACUCAACCCGUCUCCCCUUUACCACCACGGCUACCGACACUCGCGAAUGACCCCUCCCGACCUGGUUAUUUAGUCGUGGGUGACGUAAAGAUGAUCCGAGGUCAUCAGGUUCUGCUCCUGGGGAUGACGUUCACCUGGAUGGCACUACUGUUAUUCCUGAAGGACUGGAGGUUUGGUCUGCCAGCUACGAGGAACCAACCUAAUGUCGGGGCCCUGGGGAAGAGGAGUCUGACUAAGGUCCUUCCCUGUCAGUCAGGCGUGGAUACCUCAACCCCAAAGCCCUCGAGGACGGAGGCAGUAACGGCAGUGGUGCCCCGGGUGUGGGAGACAUACCCUGGAUUAAACUGGCGAGGACUACAGCUGCCCAUACUCUCAGCUCAGCCCAUGGGUCGUCUAGGUAACGUGAUGGGACAGUACGCAACCUUGCUCGCUCUGGGACACGCCUACAAUGCCACCGUCCGCCUCAGCCCUGACAUGAAGCGCUACUUGGGCAAGAUCUUCCCCAACCUUACCAUGCCACUUGUGCCUGGGAAGUUCUCGCGGCAGGACUGGGUGCCGCUACGGAGUCUCAGUAUAUGGAACUACGCCAAGAGCGAGAUGGCCGCAGCCGGUCUGCUGGGUCCUCGACUCUUCCUCCUGACAGACUGGCCAUUUGAGACUCAGCUCUUUGACACCUACAGACAGGAGGUCGUGAAAGAGUUCAAAUUCGCGCCUCACAUCAAGGAAGAGGCUGAGAACUUCUUGAGAGGUAUUGUGAUGAAGGAACAAGACAAGGACCCCACUCCCCCUGUGCUGGUCGGGGUGCACGUACGACGCACUGAUUACGUAGAAUUUAUUAAGAAGUAUGAGGGUAAGGUGCCGGGAGAAGUGUACUUUAGGAGGGCGCUACAGUACUACCGUCACAAGUACCCACGGGUAGUCUUCAUUGUGGCUUCAGAUGACCGCAAAUUUAUCACAGAGAAGUUCAGUCAUUACCCCGACAUUAUCUUCUCUUUAGGCACCACCCGGCAAGCGGAUAUGGCCACCUUAGCGUCGUGCAACCACAGUAUCAUUACAGUGGGAAGCUACGGCUUCUGGACCGGGUACCUCACUGGCGGGGAGGUUGUGUACCCCAACAUCACCUUUGGAAAACUCUAUACCUUCAGCCGUGAAUGGUACAAGAUGUCAAGACUCAAGAAUUUCACACCUAUAUCUACGGAUUAAACCCUUAUCUAACUCUAUCUGCAGGUUGAAGAGGAUUAAGCUAGCAAAAAUUGUAAGAGAAUUGGGAAGACAGACAGAAGAUCAGGUCAUCUCUAUCUGUGAGUGAUAAACCAUGACUAUACAUAAACUGAAAAGAGAACUGCUCAAAAGUCUGAAGUCAUUCUGCAUCAUAAUAACAAAAUAAGAUGAACCUGCACAAGUAACACACAGUUAAUUAACAAAAAAGCUAGACAAAAACAGUAUAAAAUUGCAGUUCAAUAGACGUAUCCUAUAACAGUCACAUUCCUGUUACGCACUGUUGGCAAGUACUGGGCAUGCACUGUGCAGCACCAUUUGUUCUUUCAGCAAGAUUGGGCACCACCACACUGGGGCUUAAAAGUUGCACGAUUUCCUCAAUGAAAACUUCCCUACUCAUUGGAUCGGGCGUGGUGGUCCUAUUCCAUGGCCUCCUCGUUCCCCGGAAAUUACGACUAGUAUCAACACCUGUAUCCCUAGUAUUGUUUACUAAUAAGUACAUUACACAAAUACCUGCUAACAGUCUUGUGAUGAGUUUAUGAGUGAUUUUGAGAACUAUAAAGUAUUUGUACAAUUGAUGAUAAUAAUUUGAAGUGCUGUAUAAUAUUACCAAUUAGCUGUAGUAAAUUCUACUGAACAGUGCUCCUGUUAAAUUGACAUACUUUACAUAUUUUUCUAACUACAGGUACUGUAUAAAGUAAGGCUAUGGUCUUCGCAUUUUUGCCAGUGUUAAUGUAAUUUUUAACAAAUCUUGAGUGAAUCCCAGGGAGUGGUUGUGUUGUGUGUUCUGUGAAUGUGUUAAUAUCCCCACUUCAUUUGCAAUAAAUACUCUUUAUAUAUAUUG